This is a messenger RNA of Orbilia oligospora ATCC 24927, 1758 nucleotides long. RefSeq lists its product as uncharacterized. Bases 1 to 1758 code for a protein of 585 amino acids. NCBI's taxonomy places the organism in Eukaryota, Fungi, Ascomycota, Orbiliomycetes, Orbiliales, Orbiliaceae. The record is from RefSeq and is a predicted model, not a curated record. The transcript is spliced from 5 exons.
AUGCCGGAGCCAACGUUGAAAAGGAAAAAAAGCCAAGAGCAUCUUGAGUACGAUUUGGCGCAGCUUCUCAAGGUCAAAAAUAUCCAGGGUUUUAUCAGAGCACAUGUUGCCAAUUAUGACAGAAACGACCUUACGAAAUUACAGGAUUUGUACAAUAGCGCACAGUCUGAGCAGGAAUAUCAGGAAAUGAUAGAAAGAUUGGCUGAUAAACUGACUCAAAAAGUUGAAGGAGACCUCCCGAAAACCUUCGAGCAGACUGUCAAUAUCGUUGAAGAGGAAGAGAAGAAAAUUGUGAAAGAGAGGCAGAAACAGAAUGCUUCUAGUUCUGGGCCCGCUGACGGCUCAACAGACGCGCCGAGUACGCAUCCAAAUCCGCCUGCUCCUACAACUUCUGGGGGCCAGGCAUCAGUACCUGCAAGUUCUACGAGUGAACAAGGCCAAGGAAAUCCUGUCGGUCCUGCGGACCAAACUACACCCACUGCUCCUGGGAAUACAUCGACACCCCCUAAUCCGGGGCAUGAUCAGACUACAGACCCUCAAAAUCAAGCUAACCCGCACGUAUCUCCUCCAUCAGGGGGUACACCGAGUCCAUCUAUCCCUGUAAAUAAUCGUGCUACAAGCUCCUUGCCCCAGUCCGGCCCCUCAGCUCCAGCGAAUCAACCCGCAUCUCCUAACACUGGGGACACGUCAAAAUCUGGACAUGCGGAUUCACAGAUUCCCUCUAAUAAGUUGCCACGCAACGAUACAAUGAGCACAAAAGUCGAAACUGUGUUUUCGAACGAUGGUAAAUCAUCAAAGAGCUCUGAAACAAGCGCCGGGUCGUCGGUCCAUGGCAACAACGGGGCCCAGGAGCCCGAUAUGACACAUCGUCUCCCGCCUCAGGAAGAUCUAGAACAGGAGUAUGCAGCAUAUGCAGAGGAGUUCAUUCGGCGAAAUUUCAAGGGGCUUCUUGAUCCCAACACCCCGAAUUUUAAAGAGAUGAUGCGAACUGCAGCUCGAAAGGCGAAAGACAUAAUGAAGAAGUAUGAUAUAACUCCUGAAGACGCGAAGAAGGUCACGAAACUCGCAUUGUACGAUUUUGCGAUCUUGUGCGAUGACAGCUCCUCAAUGAUGUAUUAUGGUAACGAAAAGAUGGAGGACCGUGUUACUCCGUUGAAAGAUGCCCUUGGGAGAAUUUCCGAGAUGGCAACUAUCAUUGAGCCAUCUGGAAUAUCACUUCGAUUCUUAAAUUACGAAAACGACUGGUGUGGCUGGGACAAUAUGAAGAGCAGGGACGUAAUUUAUCGAAGAUUUGUGGAGGUAGAGGACAUCUGGGGUGGUUGGACACAAUUAGGGACGGUUCUCGAGGAAAAAAUAAUUCAACCAAUGGUAAUGGAUAAAGUUCGCAAUGGUACAUUCGUGAAGCCUUUGAUUGUAGUGGUGAUUACAGAUGGGCAGCCGUUCGGGGAACCUGAAGAUGCUUUCAAAGAAGCGGUUCUCAGGUGCAAAAGAUCUAGGGAGGUGACGGACUAUGGUGAAGCAUCUGUUAUUUUCAUUAUCUCUCGAGUUGGCAGCGAUGAAAACGCCCACGCUUUCCUUUCCGGGCUUAAAAGGAGUAAAGAACUGAGGGAGUGGGUAUAUUGUAAUAUGGAUAGACUGGACGAUAACUCGGCUAUAAUGCAGCGAGCUGCGAUAGUGGGCGAGGCCCAAAAUGACAAGGAUUAUGCAAAAAAGUUACUUCAAGUCUUCCUCGCGGCUCUUGGCCAGCAGACUAAAUAG